CUGCAGAGCCCAAGGCGCCAUUUAUACAAGAACCGCCACUGUGAUUUGGUUUUAUUGUUUGUACUUUCAGUGAUGUUAUGGUGUUAUAACAGUUGUUAUCAUCAUCAGUACUAUCAAUAAUAUGCAUUUAAUUCAAAAGUAUCUGUCCUUUUAAACUUGACGUAAGGACGUUAAAAUUCACUCUACGUCACGCCACGUAAGUUCCAAAACUGGCGAAGCCGAGCGUGCUAAGGUCUUGGUAAAUCCUUCAUCGAACACCGAUGCUGUUAAGGCUUUCCGUCAGUGGAGGCGUCAUUUCCCCGCUUUCACUUCGCCUCUGGUGGGUGGUGGGCUGAGCUCCAGCCACACCCUCUUGUUGUUGUUGUCCCAGGAGAUCCGCUGCUGGUUCCGCGGCUCCAGACGUCUCCCUCUCCGAGGCAGCUGGGCCCGCCGGCCGCGUGCAUGCAGCAAAAUGGCUCGAGCGGCUCCAUCGGCUCUGACGGCGGCAGGGAGCGGCAGGCUCUGUCCUUCAGCCCGCUGCCCGCCGCUACUACUCGGGUGAGGCGGUUCAUUCAGGAGCGACAGAGGACGCUGCCGCUGCCCAAAGUGAUGGUGGUAUUCUCGGCCGCUGGCGACGCGGACAAACCGAGCGAUGCCAUGUCCAGCUCGGACCCAACGGAGGAGGGCGACGGCGUCCGGAAGCCGCCGGCCUCCCCCUCCCCGAAGCACCGCGCACCGAGCAAGCCGCCCCGCGCCUCGCUGACCACCCUGGAGCCGCAGGAGUUUCCAGAGGUGAUCUCCCUGAACGUGGGGGGAACCCUCUUCACCACGCGCCUGUCCACGCUGCGGCGCUAUGACGACACCAUGCUGGCCGCCAUGUUCAGCGGGCGCCACUACAUCCCGCGGGACGCCGAGGGCCGCUACUUCAUCGACCGGGACGGCGCUUACUUUGGGGACAUCCUGAACUUCCUGCGGGAAGGCGAGCUGCCGCAGCAGGACCGGAUCCGGUCCGUCCACCGGGAGGCGCAGUACUACGCCAUCGGGCCGCUGCUGGACCGCCUGGAGCAGACGCAGCCUCUGACCGGGGAGAAGGUCCGGCAGGCCUUCCUCGACCUGCUUCCCUACUACAGAGACAAUCUGGAGCGCAUCGUGGAGAUCGCCAAGCUGCGGGCGAUGCAGAAGAAGGCGCGCUUCGCCAAGCUGAAGGUGUGCGUCUACAAGGAGGAGAUGCCCAUCACGCCGUACGAGCGGCCGCUCUUCAACUCGCUGCGCUUCGAGCGCGCCGACGGCGACGCCAAGCUGUUUGAGCACCACUGCGACGUGGACGUGUCGUUCGGGCCGUGGGAGGCCGUGGCCGACGUCUACGACCUGCUGCACUGCAUCGUCGGCGACCUGGCGCAGCGCGGCAUCGCUGCAGAGCAGCAGUGCAUCGGCGUCUGCGACAAGCACCUCAUCAACCACUACUACUGCAAGAGGCCCAUCUACGAGUUCAAGAUCACCUGGUGGUGAAAGGCAGAGCGGACCGGAACCGAACCGGAACCGGGACCGGAACCGGGACCGGAACCGGGACCGGGAUGCAGUGCGGCUUUUAACUCUGUUUUCUAUUCAAACUGACAGGAUUUUACAAUGUGACCCUUUAAAUCUGCUUCCUGUUUCCUCAAACAUUUCACAGUUUCCUGUCGCCUUCAUCGUGAGUUAAAGGUUAAAGGAGAUUACGGCAGAAUGUUGGGGCCACCUUUUUUAAUCCAAUGAUUAGCAGAUUAAAAACAUAAUAAAGUCGUAAAAUGACCAGAAAAGUUAUUUUUAACAUAAUCAGAUGCUGAGAUUUUUCAUAUCUGUAAAACCAAAACAUGCUCAACAUUCCUUAUUAAAUGUUUAUUAUUUUUGGUGAAGGACGUAGAAAACGACUUCAUUCUAACAAUAAUUUGACUUUAUUGUCAUCCAGAUUUUCUCAUAUUUUACGAUUUUAUUCUGGUAUCUGGUUCUAAAACUCUGUCUCUCAGACAAACCAAACAUUUUAAAGUUUUUGGGGCUCCAAAUGUUUUCAGUUCAUCUCUGGAUCCGUUUCUGUUCAGUCGGGUCCAAAUUACUACAAAUGACAUGAAACCCAAACCAACUUAACUCCAGUUAAACAUCCGGCCGUAUUUUCGAUCCUCCUGUAUGAGGCGACAGUGGGAAGAAACCAGACGGUUCUCCUGGCUGAACUCUAGGAAGUGACAGAAACAGGAGUGGAGAUUUAUCUGAUGGAAAGAGAAAACCGAGAUCCUGCAAACACUGAGCCAGGAAUCCUUUCUCUUUAAUUUAACACGCAUCUGUUUCCCAUUCAGGGUCAAACUGCAGCUUGUUUUUACCCCAGUAAAUCAACCAGCUAUGCAAAGACAGAGUAAUUAAACUAAUUUUUUGUCUAGACGAUGGUGGAGUCGUUGUUUUCAUAUUUCCUGAAGCCACAUCGUCCUCAGUCCUUUUUUCAGCAGUUAUUUCCUGUUGGCAUCAGAUUCGUGUGUUUCCAUUUGGAGGAGUAACCAUGGAAACAUCCAGCCGUCUGAUUGGACGUCUUAACGCUCCACCAGGAAGCCCGACGCCUCCUGUUCCGAUCAAUGGAUGAAUUGAACCGGGAUCGAUAGCGAUCCAUCGGCAGCUUUUUGUUCUGAUCGCAGCUAAUAAUCGCGGCUCGAUGUUGUGACGUGAAGUCAGAUGUGAUAUUUUCCUAUAGGUUUUGUGUCAGGUGAACUGUGAGAUAUAUUUUCUUUACGCGUCACUGAAGGAGCGUUGAGAAAGGUUCAGCGGAGGUCAGCGUGUUUUUGUUUCAUUGGUCACUAAAAUAAGGAGAUUCUCUGUUUUAAGGGAUUGCAUUGCUGGAGAUUUGAUGCUCAGAGGUGAAUUUUUGCAGCCACUGUAGAUGUUCAAAUUUUAUUAGAAAAUAGCGCCACCUUCAGGGAGAAUGUUUGAUUUUUUUUUUUAAGCUUUUGUUAUUUCCAUCACUUGAGUCCUGCUGUACUUGACUGUUACUGAGCACCAUGUGAUUGUAACAGAAAAGUCUUAUUUAUGUUUGGUAACGUCAUCCGUUUUAAUUCAUGAUAGAAAUCAACUCUUUCAUCAGAUUUUCUCAAUUUGCCACAUAAUUCUGAAGCACUACAUUCUUCCCCUGAAACAUGACUAAUCUUUAUGACUUCCAGUGUUUUUAAUGUUUUUAUAUUGCUGUUUAUGUUUGUUUUAGCUUCUAGGAAGCUCCAGAUCUCUAGUUGUCUUUUAUUUGUCUGUAUUUAAAAAAAUUAAACAAUUUUUAUGUUGUGGUACAAUAAAACUGUUUAACUGCAA
Gambusia affinis (western mosquitofish) is the source of this 3297-nucleotide messenger RNA. It is a transcript of the gene kctd7, whose product is annotated as potassium channel tetramerization domain containing 7. Gene Ontology annotation, molecular function: protein binding. The coding region runs from base 442 to 1488 and encodes 348 amino acids. The record is from RefSeq and is a predicted model, not a curated record. Gene Ontology annotation, biological process: protein homooligomerization. Lineage: Eukaryota; Metazoa; Chordata; Actinopteri; Cyprinodontiformes; Poeciliidae. The transcript is spliced from 4 exons.